AUGGCAGCCUACCGGCAGACUUUGGCAGCGUCGUUUCUCUACAAAUUCUACGUCGCCACGUGCUUGGACCUCUCCAAACGUGUUGGCGCAUCCUUGCCGCCGGCGCCAACCAUCGCUCCCGAUGAGGUUUCGGCGGCGAGAAGCUUCUUGUCGGAGGAUCGACCGUUGACUCAUGGCAGCCAAGCAUAUGUGGUCCCCAGUGGAGGCCUACAAUCCACAUCUGUGAUGGGCCAGGAUCAUGCCCCUCUGGAAGAAGAAAGCCGUGCUCCCGUGGGUCAGCCCUUGAUGCACCGUUCAGCCUUGCCGCAGUGCACUGGGGAGGCCAAGUACACGGACGACAUGCCCAAGUUGCCUGGCACCUUGCACGGAGUGUUAGUGCUGAGUGAACGACCUCAUGCUAAGCCACACGCUGCUUCGAGCCCAGCCAAAGCUUUCAAGGGCAAAGGUUUGGGAUACUAUUUGGACAACUGCGACGAGCAGAUUGAGAGCUUCUUUCGGAAGACGAAGCUUGAGACUGCCUAUCUCUUCGAAUUGGCGGAACGAGGCAAGUUCGAUCGCCUCAAAGGUUUGCUGGACGAGUUUCCACAUUUUUGGCAGGCGAGUGAAGCUGAUGGCACUUCUUUGCUACAUUGGGCCGCCAUGAGAAACGACGCCAAAUUUCUGCACGACUUGAUGCAGAGGACAGGUCUGGUGGAUGCUAUGGGCCCUGAGAAGCAGACGCCUUUGAUGUGGGCAGCUGCAGCAGGAUCCGUCGAUGCCAUGCAUGCGCUGAUUCAGAGUGCUGCAGAUUUGACCGUCAAAGAUGAGCAAGGCGCCACUCCUCUGCUCCAUGCAGUUCAACAUCAGCAACAUACUGCCCUGAUGCGGCUGCUGGCCGCAGGCGAGCCGAAACAGAUGGUCAUGGUGAGUGACUGGAAGGGCCGCAAUGCCGCCCAUUGGUCCGCCUUUCUUGGGGAUUCCACGAGUCUGAAACUGCUAGCUCACUUUGACAUCAACAUUCAUCACUUGGAUGAAAGAAAGAACACCGUCCUACACCAGGCAGUUCUUGGCAAGAAACCAGAACUCUUGGAGUAUCUCAUGGACAAGGGUGUCGACCCGGAGAUACACAACGCAGAUGGUGCCACGUGCUUGGACCUAGCACGAGACCAGGGGGACAAAAGCACUAUGAGCUCUUUGGAGAGGCUCCUGAAACCCAAAGGCCUAAAUGCCCAAGAAUUGGCGGAGACGGGAUCCGCAGCUUUCAAGAAGAGAGAUGUGACCGUCAACUCCAAGGAUCCCAGCAAGAUCUUGAAGCAGUAUGGAGCUGGAAUGUUUUGGCUUAUGUGCGUCUCGAUUACGGUGGUGGAGUAUCUCUUGGACACACGGCCCAUCAUUUAUGACUUAGCACCAAACCUUGCUGUCUGCUUCGAAGUUGGCACUGCGAUCUGCUUGGCGCUCUUCUUGUUGAUCGCCCUUGGAGAUCCUGGAAAGGUACACGUCUUGCCCGGCAGGACUCCUGGACUUGAAUCCUACCUAGGCCUCUUGCGUCAAGGCUACUCAGUAGAUGCCGGGCGGCUUUGCACCACCACCUGGUUGUUGAAGGACCUGAGAACCAAGUUCGACGUCAUGACGGGUGCUUGUAUCCAGGAGUUUGAUCAUUUCUGCAACUUCACCGGCUGCGCCAUAGGCAGAGGAAACCAUCGCAGUUUUCUGCUGUUGGCCACCAUAGAGCCCUGCACACAGCUCUGUUUCCUGGCCAUGUGCGUCGUUGUGGCCUACCGGCCCGUGGGGAUGCCACAGGACAUGGAUCAGUUCUUUUGGUUUCCCUACAACAUGGCGCUUCAUCUGCCGACGGCUGCCAUGCAGUAUCCCUUUAUGGCACUUGUCAGUAUCUUAAACAUGGCCACAGUUCCGAUGGUCGUCUAUCUUUGGAUGACUCAGAUCCUGAUGAUCAGCAUGAACUGGACGGUGAACGAGCACAUCAACUGCACGCGCUACAGCCAUUUCUGGGUCUUUGAUUCCUAUGGCAACAGGUCAAUGGCGAGUCCCUUCAACAAGGGCAGCACUUGGGAGAACUGGAAGGAUUUCUGCUGGCACCGGCGGCGCCGUGAACUGGGCGCCCAUGCCAGCUGCUCCAGCGCUACACGGAAGCUGGCAAUGGAACUGGCCAAGGCAGGCGCUCAAUGA
Molecule: messenger RNA, 2166 nt
Organism: Cladocopium goreaui
Lineage: Eukaryota; Dinophyceae; Suessiales; Symbiodiniaceae
Source: the annotation of a GenBank genome assembly